AUGGAAGAUCCCAGCGCUGCAACUUCGUCGCCCCGACGACUGGUUGUCCUCAUCUCCGGAGAGGGAACUAACCUUCAAGCAUUGGUCAAUGCACAGAACACACCAUCCCUGCCUAAUACCCGCAUCGUCCUCGUUCUUUCCAAUCGCAAAAACGCACGCGGUUUGAUACGCGCUUCUACUGCCUUGCCUCCGAUCCCUACCGCGUACCUUGGCCUUCCGCCGUUCCUUAAAUCAAACCCUGGAAAGACUCGCGAGGACUACGAUGUGGAGGUCGCGCGCAUCGUGUUACGCGCCAAGCCAGAUGUCGUUGUAUGUGCAGGUUGGAUGCACAUCGUGAGCGAGGGGUUCCUGGAUGUGCUCAAGGGGACGCGGGUGUUGGAGGGGGAGGAGGUGCUUGCGAGGGAGAUCCCUGUGAUUAACAUUCAUCCGGCGUUGUUUGGGCAGUUUGAUGGUGCGCAUGCUAUUGAGCGAGGGUUUGAGGCGUUCCAGAAGGGGGAGGUGGAUGAGCUGGGCGUAAUGGUCCACCGUGUAGUCAAAGAAGUUGAUCGCGGAGAGCCGUUGAUUCAGAGGAGAGUAGAGGUGGUGAAGGGGGAGGCUUAUGAGGCUUAUGAGGAGAGACUACACAAGGUAGAGUGGAAGAUUAUUGUGGAGGCUACUCGGGUAGUACUGGAUGAGGUGCAACCGCCCCUGUCAAGCGACGGUUCAAGUUAG
Molecule: messenger RNA, 711 nt
Organism: Suillus subaureus
Lineage: Eukaryota; Fungi; Basidiomycota; Agaricomycetes; Boletales; Suillaceae
Product: phosphoribosylglycinamide formyltransferase
Exons: 2
Coding region: 1-711 (236 amino acids)
Biological process (GO): 'de novo' IMP biosynthetic process
Cellular component (GO): cytoplasm
Molecular function (GO): phosphoribosylglycinamide formyltransferase activity
Source: RefSeq, a predicted model, not a curated record